AUGUUCACCCUUCCUGACAUUCCAGGCCGAUAUCCAGUCGGCGCUACUACGUUUGCCGUACCCUUGGAGUCACCGCAAGCCGUGGGCUCGGCUAAAUUGAGGCAUUCGAGCGGAAACACUCCUUAUGAACCCGCGCUAUUACUAGAAGAGGUCGUCUUCACCGUAUUCUAUCCUGCAGAUCUCCAAAGUCCUAGCGCCGAUGGCACCCAGCCAGAACAGCUGAGGAAGACUAUGGACUGGGUGCCCAAGCCCGUCAAAGGGACACUCCGGGGGUAUGCGCACUUUGCCAAACUGCCAUUUUGGCUCUCGGCUAUUCCAGUGUAUCCAGAUGUGCCUCUUCUCGACCCUGCAGAGUCUUCGGACGACCCAGAGGCGCAAUGGCCCCUUGUAUUCUUCUCGCAUGGACUGAGCGGAACACGUACCACUUAUAGUCACCUAUGCAUUCGCCUAGCAUCUGAAGGCAAAGUUGUCAUUUCCAUGGAGCAUCGCGACGGUACCGCGCCUGUUGUCAUGUCUCACUUCUCCGGAGGAUCCCAAGGUAAAAAAGGCAAGCGAAGACGGAGGCCUAAAGUUAAAUACUAUUUGCAUCCCGAAGACAUAUUUUACGAGGGUGACGGAGCCCAAUCCAAGUCUGCCUUUCGUGCCGAUCAGCUACUGUUCAGACGGAUCGAGGUGUACCUUGCAUACAAGGCUUUCUCUGACCUGGUGGAUGCACAUCCCCGUGCAGAAUCAGGUGUCCACGUUGUGUAUGGUUACAAAUGCUACGAAAUGCCAAAAAGGGGAGCGUUUUGGCAGAGUUGGGCAGCAGGCCAUGUGCAAUGCCGAGACGACAUCACUUAUAUCGGGCAUUCAUUUGGCGGAGCAUUAGUUGUAAGCUUACAUGCGUUAUUACACAAAGGGGCACGCUUUGAACCACUUCCAAUCACACAUGCACUCGUCCUAGACCCCUGGCUCGAGCCACUCGCGACACCCGGUCCUGCGCCGCACGUCGAGGCGACCCGCGACGCACGCGCACCGAGCAUCCUCGUACUGAACUCCGAGGAAUUCACGCUCUGGCCGGACCAUUUCGCGCGGCUCGAGGGCGUCGUGCGCGCGUGGCGGCAGGACAUCAGGGAGGCGAACCACGUCCCGGGCGAGGAGUCGCAAUCGACGCCCGUGAAGCUCCUCACGCUCGUGCGCGCGAAACAUGUAUCGUUCUCGGAUUUCGGCGUCAUAUGGCCGCUGGGGCACGCCUCGCGCGACGGGCGGAUCGUGCUGAAGAUUGUAGGCGACCUGGCGAUCGCAUUUCUGGGCGGCGAGCUCAGGGAGGCGCUGCAGGGCAUUGAGAAGAGAGACAUGGAGAUAGAGCAUACGAAGAAGGGCAGCUUGAAUAGUGCGCCACCUGCACUAAGACAUCGCAAAUUGGUCGGACACAUCGGGGAGGUGAUUGUUCAUUGA
Molecule: messenger RNA, 1437 nt
Organism: Postia placenta MAD-698-R-SB12
Lineage: Eukaryota; Fungi; Basidiomycota; Agaricomycetes; Polyporales; Adustoporiaceae
Exons: 7
Coding region: 1-1437 (478 amino acids)
Molecular function (GO): 1-alkyl-2-acetylglycerophosphocholine esterase activity
Source: RefSeq, a predicted model, not a curated record